AUGGCCGGCCUGAGAUGGAGAGAGUGGUUGAACACGAUGUCCUUCCCCACGCGGCGAAUCUGGAAUCGCUUAACUGUUCGCGUCGGAUUCCGCCACAGCGGACUCUUGAGGUUACAAAACGAUGUGAGUUCUUGCGAGUACGAAGACAUACACAUCAUGUGGAAUCUAUUGCAUAAGAACGAAGAUCCAACACCGACACGUGGCGCACGUAUCCAACAACGAAUUCAACAAAGGAAGAAAGCUUGUUGGAAUCUCUUCGGUUCUUAUCUUUGCCAAAGAUUCUGA
This is a messenger RNA of Thlaspi arvense, 285 nucleotides long. The record is from the annotation of a GenBank genome assembly. Lineage: Eukaryota; Viridiplantae; Streptophyta; Magnoliopsida; Brassicales; Brassicaceae.